Saccostrea cuccullata (small rock oyster) is the source of this 439-nucleotide messenger RNA. RefSeq lists its product as uncharacterized. The transcript has a single exon. The record is from RefSeq and is a predicted model, not a curated record. Gene Ontology annotation, molecular function: aspartic-type endopeptidase activity; nucleic acid binding; zinc ion binding. The annotation marks the transcript as partial. Gene Ontology annotation, biological process: proteolysis. NCBI's taxonomy places the organism in Eukaryota, Metazoa, Mollusca, Bivalvia, Ostreida, Ostreidae.
AUGAGUACCUUAACCAACGAGAUUCGAAAACUGAAGCUGAAUAGGUCAGUCAGUAAAACCUAUGACAAACAAGCGAGAGGCAAACCGUUGCGUUGUUAUGAGUGUAACAAGGAAGGCCACAUAAAACGCAACUGCCCAAAGCUGAAGAGACGGCCCUGUAAAAGUGAACACAGGGAUUCAAAAGAGAAAAAGGGAUUAGGCAGGCCAGUACGAAGUAAACAGACGUCAGCCUGUCCUAGUGGAUCAAUUGGUGUUGGAUCUUCCCUGGAUGAAGCAGGCAUGUACAUAGAUAUCUCUGUGCAAGGUACCCAAGCUAAAUUCCUGGUUGACACAGGGGCAACACUGACAUUGUUGUCCUCAGCAAUGUACGAGAAAAUUGCAGAGAACAUAAGGCCAAAGCUGCAGAAGGUUAGCCAGAGUAUCUUAGCUGCCAAUGAAA